UGCUAUAGAUUGAACCCGUCAUUGUAUCAACUGUCAACGCUGGAGAGACAAACGUUAUGGACACGGAGGACAUUUUGAAGGGUUUUGCAGAUAGCGGAAAGGAAGGGAAUUCGGUUGAACUCGAGACUAGUGGAGCGGGAGGGAACACCACAGACUGUGCACGAGUGUUUGCCACAAUAUAUGCACAGACUGCAGAUAUGGUGGUUGAUGAUCAUGACACACAGAAUAAUGCAGGAUGGAGCAAUUGUGAGACAGAGAAGGUUGGGGAAGACAGAGAGGAGGGAGGUGUGGGAAGCAGGGAAUCUCCCACGAGGUGUAUUGUCAGAGACGAACAUGUAAUGAGGACAUCAGCAGGAGAACAAUACCCAUAUGACAUUUAUUGGGUGUUGGGUCGUGUUCAGCCGGGUAUUGUUGAAGGCGCACCAUGCUUUGCAUUCAAUGUCGAUGGCACGUGGGUUCCUCACCCUGCCCCCAUGAAGAGUACAUGGCGAAACAUAACUCUGUCAUUCGUGUAUGAAAGGUUAUUCAGGUUGAACGAUGGGGCAACGACACAGAAGAAAGUACAUUGUGGAUUACAAAUGUGGCGUGUUCUGGAGGCACAGGGCGAGUUCCGCAUGAAAGAUUUUUUGUAUGACAAUGUUGAUUGCGGACAGCCAUGGGUGAUUGGUGACAACCAAGCGAAGAGGAGUAUGGCGUGGCAAGAGAGUGAGGCAAGAAAGGAUCAUCGAUGGGGUUGGGUACCAUCUGCGAUCCCAUUUCCAUAUGGCCGUGAGAGGAUGAUGAUGCGUGACGCGAUGGGAAAUGUCUGGAACACACAUUAUGUGAAUGACAACUUCUCCUUCAGGCAUCUGGACAGAGAGGUCACAGUCGAGGAGAAGGAGGCAAUGUCAUCUCGUCCCCACACUGCUGGCUGCUUCGUGCAGGCUGCUCUUGCAGAGGUGAUGAAGUAUGCAAAGGAGGGCGUUCACUACGACAAUGACAGCGAGUUGUCUUUGCUUGAGGACAAGCUGCCGAGGUGCUUCAUUGUCAGUGUGGAUAUGAGAUCCACGAUGAUGGCAAACGACGAGGGGUGUGUCAAAGCACAAACAAUGUUGCAACGCUUCAGAGAGUCACCACAUUUACGUGUGGAUAGCGACGUGGAAGACAGUGCAUAUAAUCUGAAAGGAGUAGUUCAGUGGAUGUGCAGCGAAGGGAUGUGCGAAGAAGGGGACAUGGACAUGACAAUGGUGCAGAAAGGGGGGAGAUAUACACCUAUGGAUUUCAAGAAGGUGCUGGGCACUUCCGCUAAGAAUUCGGAGAUGGUUGUUGAUGGGUCGAAGGACGAGUUGAAGACCGGUGCAGCGAAAAUUUUGGUGUUGUCCAGGAUGAAGGACAUAACCCAAACACCUCCAUUCGACUUUCAAGAUAUUCCUGUCAUAGUCGCAGAUGGUGUCACAUAUGUUCUGUUGGAUCAACUUGUGGACUUAAUGCAAAAGAGUCCCGAGGACAGGAACGUCAUCCAUGAGGCUUUGCAUGAAGUCACAAAGUUGGCACUGCAGGGUGAAGAGCUAAUUGAAUAUAUGCCGAUAAGAAAGGAAGACAAUAUGAUAUGUGGCACACCGUUGUGGGAAGGAAAUGCAAAAGAAAAAGAUGAAGAAGAGGAUGACGGGGCAUCAUCUUCUGACGUGGAAGUGAGUGUCAGCGAUGUCAGCAGCGACGAGAAAGGAGAGGAACGUGAUGUGUACUAUGAUUUGAAGGGGGCGGGUGAACAGGUGACAAAAGAGUGGGCACAUGCAAUUCUGAGGUUGGCACGUGCUUUUCCCGAUCCGCAAAAAGUGUUGCGUGUUGUGAUGAAAGGGGCAAUACCUGAUGUCGCGCUGCAGUAUGCCGCAGUGACCAGCAUUAUGAAAUCAUGUACCAGGGGGAAAAAGUGGUCACGUCUUGGCAAGGGAUGGUUUGUUCUGGUGAACAGAAAGGCUGUGCUAGCAACAUCACUGACAUGGGGAGUCAACCUCAGUUGCCUCAUCCAUGACGCACUGGCGAUUGCGUGUGGAGAGACAUUCCAUCCCGGCUUGUCAACAGGAGACGCAAUAAUUUCGAAGCUGAAAGAACGCAACGAAACACCCCCAGUAACUCCCGUCGGGAGUCCCGUCGGGAGGAACCGAGUGAGCGGCAUUGAGAACCGUCCACCAAAAGCGCGAGAGAAGAGGUCGCGAGAAGAGAGAACACCGAAGCAAUACCACAGGACGAAGAAGAGAAUCACAUACAAAAAGGACAAAAUAGUGGAGAUGGUCGAUCUCAGAGGCUCGGACGAUUUGCACAGCGCGGUCGGAGAGGAAGCAGAAGACGAAGACGAGCAGUCCAUAUCAGAAAAGACGGACGGAGAGGAAGACGAGGCAAUGAGCGACGAGGGAAGUGACAGUGAAACUUUUGAUGGAGAUUCUCAUGAUGCUGACGAGACCGAUGACGAGGAAGAGAGGAACAGCGACGACACACCGCAAGAUGAGGACGACGAAGAGGCAGAUGGAGACGGGAGGGGCGCGGAGGAGAGAGAGAUUUCACCAUCUGUGGAAAGAACGCGAUGCACAAGCGAACGAUUGUAGAACAAGGAGAGAGACGUAUGCGACACGCCCCCGAAC
This is a messenger RNA of Chara braunii, 2618 nucleotides long. The record is from the annotation of a GenBank genome assembly. Lineage: Eukaryota; Viridiplantae; Streptophyta; Charophyceae; Charales; Characeae.